AUACGUCUAAUUUACAUCCCUUUUACGAAAAAGGGAUGUAGUCCAGACGUAGCCCAUGAGCAAAGAACCACACCACAGGUAGGUUGAGCAGUGUUCUCUUCCGUCAGGAUCUUAAGUGCAGCAACAAUAGUCCCUUUAAAAAUGCCUCCCCCUUCCCUGCACCUGCCCACUGUUGUCUUUUGGCCAAGCAAGCCCAGAAUCCAGCGGUGCAGCUGCAGUUUACUUUGUGCCCUAGGUGCUUGUUAGCGUGUAAGAAGGUUCUUUACUUGUUUUGCUGAUCCCUUCUCGUCAUGGACAGCUCUUCAGCUCCCCUGCCAACUAAUCAUCGCUCUACAGGCAUGCAGCGCUCAGUGAUUCCAGUGUUAGCCUUACUGAUGGUACAUACUGGGAAGGCUCUUGUCCUAAAUGUUCCAAAACAGAGCUAACACUGAGGCCUAGGUAUCAGUGAAUUCAGCUCCAUGGUGCAUAACAAGACUUCCAAUGGAAGGGGGGGGUGUCUAAAUUAACUAAAUUACUCAUAAGGGAGUGGAAAAAGGUCCAAGGAUUGUCUAGACCCACACAACCAGAUACACAUACGUAUCCCACCUGCCUCUUUUCCUACUGAGUUCUGGAAUCCAUGUGUCCUAGCUAGCAAGUUGAGGAUGAGUCCCUCAAUUGGGCUAUGCCAAGUAUACUAUAGUUCUUCUGCCCUGCAUUAUUCACACAAGGAUAACAACACAUUUUUAUUUUUGCCCCAGUAGGAAGGAAACGGGGAGUCCAACAACCAGAAAAAAGAUCAUCAGCAAUCUCCCCAUGGGUGUGUGUAGAUUGCUUUUCCACAGCUCAUAGCUAGAUGUCAGGGGAGCGCUCAUUCAGCACUUCCUUGCAAUGAGAUACGUUCAAUGAACUGAAUGGGAAAGUGCAUAACAUAUUCAACCCUGACAUAUGGGCUGGAAUUCUGGCCGAGCAGAAAGAGAGGAACUAUACUACUGCUGAAAUGAGAAUGCUAACGUAAAUACGCUGGAUGAACUCAACCCUGUAUGAGGAUCUGAUUUAACAUCUGAUCAUGGCAGACGGCAUGGAACAAUUUGUUUGGGAUGUGUGCGUGCUGAAACCCAUUUCAGCUAUAUGAAAACGGGACACGGUCCUCCUGGAACUCGCUUGUGGGAGAUUUCGGAGAGAAUGCGGGAAGAGGGUGAAACAGGAAUUUUGCCUACAAGCUACAGGGCACACUCACCGCGGAGCCAGGUGUCAGCCGGAAAGAGCAGCUAGUGGUAGGACGGAGGAAAGAGCAUUUGAGACAUGAAGAAAGGAGGAGAUUCAAGGAGCAGCCCGUCACAUUAUGCCUCAGGGUGUGUCCUGGCUGUCCUGUCCAGACCAGCCAAGAGUGGGAGAUGAACGCUAUGCUGGGCAGGUAUUUACCUGGAUCCUGUCCACUCCAUUCUCAAUCCCAACAGCAGAUGGAGCGAGGGGAAGAGCUGCAAGUCCCAGGUCUCAGCAAAGGUGAGAGGCUGGCAAGCAUGGCUGGGCCAGAGGAUGCUGCACCAAUAAGAGGUGGCACUAAAACUGGUGUGGAGCUGGCCGGGGGAGCAUGGCACAAAGACCCUACCAUGGGCGCAGAGGAGGCUGCACCAGGAGGCAGUGCCAGAGAGGAGGAGGCUGUGCCAGGGUGCAGCACUGAUGCAGAGCUGGCACAGUGCACAGACCCCACAGUCAGGUGGCCCUUUAAAUGCAGUGAGUGUGGGAAGAGCUUCCGGCAGAGUGCCACGCUGACAAGGCACCAGCUCCUGCACGCGGGUGAGCGGCCCUAUGUCUGCACCACUUGCAGCAAAGGCUUUUGUGACCAUGCGGCACUGGUCACGCAUCAACGGGCACACACGGGUGAGCGCCCCUUCCCCUGCCUGGCAUGUGGCAAAGCCUUUGCUGGCAGCUCAGCACUGCUGGUGCAUCAGCGAGUGCACAGUGGUGAGCGUCCCUACCGCUGCGGGGAGUGCGGGCAGAGCUUCCGGCAGAGCGCCCACCUAGUGCAGCACCAGCAGGGGGCCCAUGCCAAUCGGCGCCCCCAUGCCUGUGCUCACUGUGGCAAGAGUUUUGGGCUGCGCUCCACGCUGGCACGGCACCUGCAGACCCACAGUGCUGAACGCCCCCACUCCUGCCCCGACUGCCCCCGUUGCUUCCGCCAGCGAGCACACCUGCUCCGGCACCAGCUAGUGCACACAGGUGAACGUCCCUUCCCCUGCCCGGUGUGCGGCAAAGCCUUUGCCCUGAGUGCCACACUGCUGCGGCACCAGCUAGUGCAUACUGGUGAGCGCCCCCACCGCUGUGGUGAGUGCGGGCGCAGCUACACACAGAGCUCCUACCUGCGCCAUGCCCUUGCUGGCCAGCGCCCCCACACCUGCCCUGACUGUGGCCGUGCAUUUGCUGACCGUGCCAAUCUGCUGCGGCACCAGCGGGGCCACACAGGCACCCGACCGCCUGCCUGUGCUGAGUGUGGGCGGCGCUUUUCUCAGUUGGCACACCUGCGGGAGCACGGGCGCACACACAGCAGAGAGCAGCCGUUCUGCUGCAGCCAGUGUGGCCAGGCCUUUGGGCACCGCUCAGCACUGGCUGCGCACCAGCGCACACAUAGUGGGGAGCGUCCCUAUGCUUGCGCCCAGUGUGGGUGCCACUUUGCCCAGCUGGCCAGCCUGGUGGAGCAUCGCCGGCGGCACACAGGCGAGAAACCUCAUGAGUGCCCCCAGUGCAGAUGCUGCUUCCGACACCGCUCGGCCCUGCUCCGCCACCAGCGUUCCCAUGCUGGGGAGCAACCCUUCCGCUGUGGGGAGUGUGGGCGUGGCUACACCCGCAGCUCCAACCUCCUCCUGCAUCAGCGGGUGCAUGCUGCUGAGUGACAUUCCCUCCCUGAGGACAGUCACAGGCAUCCGAUGACUCCCACACCCCUAUGCUGGUCUGAUCCAGUCCUGCCCAGAGGCCACUGCCCAGGAGUGUGGAAGCUGGGCCAGGUGACUCAGUUUGCUGAGUGUGAGUAAAAUUGUUGCCAGUAGCCAUAGCUUCUCCAGGCCCAAGUGGCAGACAUGGAGCAGUGCUUCCUGCAGGAUGAGGCUUAGGGAAUGGGAACUGUAUCAAGGCAGUGCCUGAGCCCCAU
Molecule: messenger RNA, 3124 nt
Organism: Pelodiscus sinensis (Chinese soft-shelled turtle)
Lineage: Eukaryota; Metazoa; Chordata; Testudines; Trionychidae
Source: RefSeq, a predicted model, not a curated record